UGUCCAUACUGGCCUCGGUUACACAAUGGCAUAAUUUCUACAACACAUUCUAAAGAACAAAAUUGUAAGCUUCUGAAAAUUCUUUUUACGCACUACAACAAAAUAGGAAAUUUACCUCGGAUAUGGACCCUUACACAACAAAUAUUUUAUCUUUCUUAAACUAAAGUUAUUUCAACAGCAAUAUCCUGUUUUUCCAGGAAAUGGUUAAAAGCUCAGCUGCGUCAACUAGCGAUCGGAGAAACGCAGCAAGGCAGGCGGUUCAAAAUGGAUGCGCCUAAAGUUUCUGUUUCUAUUUCGUAAAUCGAGGCUGCUUCUUCACCCCGCUGCGUUCGUUAGCUGGUAAAAUGUCGGACAGCAUGGCGAUUUGUUAAUGUGAGGCCAACUUUUAGCGCGAGUGAAAAAAUUAUGAAAACAAACUGCACCCUCAAUCGACGGAGGGUUGGUGACUUUACAGUCCUUCCUGGUUACAGAACACUUUUUUUUUCACAGAAUGAAAUAAUUAGAUCUGGGAACGCUUCUAGGUCUCGCCUGGUGGAAUAAUUCAUUGACAAUUAGAUGUGGCUAUAACAGCUCCUUUCCAGUUGUGGCAAAUGCCUUUUGAUUCAAUCCCUUUUAAGGACUGAGCAAUGCCGUAUUUCAAGAGGAAAAAAGCGAGAAGACUAACCAAAGGUCUUUUUGAGCCGGUAUCUCCAGGUUCUGGAACAUUCCAGAAGCGCAUUCUCCCCGUGCUGCAGAACUCGUACUUGGACGCGAAGUCUAGGGGCUGUUUUCGAUACAGCGGCACCCAGCUGGUCAACAAUGCUGCCCUGCAGAGAGAUUACCAGGCCUUCCAUGCUGAGAAGAGGGAGAGGGGAUACACAGAGGAGGAGCUGGAAGAGUCAUUUGGCUUCCUGCUGUUUGACCAGCAAGAGAAGGCUAAGAAAGUGUGUGAGAACGGACUGCGGGUUGGACAUGGAGCAUGCUCCACAUUGGGAGACCCCUCUAAAGGUGUUUAUGUCUGGAAGCACUCAGACUGCCUGGACUGCAGUUCCCUCCGCCACAGCACGUCCGGCUUCAUCGUCAUCCUGAGGCUGACCAAGGGCAGAGUGAGGCCGGUGAGGGAGAACCACACCCAGAGCUUCACCGCUCCCACCACGGGGUUUGACUGCCAUGUGGUGGAGCCAAUCAGCGAUGAGCCCACCCCCAGCUCCUUCCCUCCCGAGUGCAUGCAGUACUACCUGUACGAGCUGAGCGGGCCGGGGGAAGGCGUGGCCGCGCGUCCCAGACACGUCCUGCCGUUCGCGCUCGUGGCGUUCUCUUACAGAGGGGCGGCGCCGCGCCCGUCCGCCCCGCGGGCGACCAGCAGGUCAGAGAGGCCAAGUAAGCAGGAAGUGGAGCUUUUACCCGGUCAUAUUACUGCGUUCCAUUGGCACCCAUGGAGUGGCCAGCUCCAGAUAAAGUCUGUGGUUUACCACGUGGCCCUGAAGUCUAAUACUGAACCUGAGACCCCAGCAGCCCUCCCUGCUGUGUUGGUGGUGGACAGGGUCAUGAGCGUUUCAGCCCUAAGGAAAGUCUUACCGCCCGGCGUCUUUGAAACCCGCUUUGGCAGAGAAGUUUCCCUGGAGGGCAAGUGUUGCAGUCUGUACGAGGUGGUGACAUCACUGGCCCAAGACUCCUCAUUGGCUCUGCUGACCCUGGAGCUAAAACAGAAGGAACUGGCCCUCGUGCUGCAGUUGGACGGCUGCGGGUUGCUUGUGCUCUUGAGCUCCUCGAACUUUCUGACGUAUCAAGACCCUCUGUUAGGAAAGACGGAGAUUCUCCUGGCCAUGUUUGUGUUUCCGGACUCAGCUGUGCAGAAAGGUUUGGAGAUCCAGAGAUCCAGGACUUCCCUUUCGCGAAACGUGCUGCAGGUCCUCCCAGGCCUGAACUACGCCGAGUCUGAGAUUGAGAAGUGUCCUCCAAAGCAGCAGGGGUCACUCUGUGAUCUGGUGGAGCAGCACCUGCAAAGUUAUGCCACCGUAAAGCCGCCAAGGAUUCCUGACAACCCCUCCGACGAGGCUGGUCAGCUUCAAGAACAGUAUGACGCACCAGAGACGCUAAGCCACUGCAAUAGUGCCCCCAAGUGUGGGGCGGUGGCAUUGCAGCGCCUGCAGGGCUAUCUGGGCCAGCCAGAGGCCUAUGCCCUGCCUGUGGUCAAAACUAUGGAGCUGUUGGCAGUCAGAGGGGAGGAGCGAGGAGACGAUGCCUGCUGUUUUCUCCCGCCUCUGGAGGAGAUCCCGCCAGGGGGUGCCAAUGCGGUGACUGAGGACCAUGGGACGCCUGGCGCUGCCGCGUUGACCUGCGCUAAGCCUCGCUCUGAGGCACUGGGGACUCCGACCGUGCCCAUGUCGGGUGAUCCGCCCAUGGACCACAACUUGGUCAUCAUCAGGGAGGGAAGAGUUUGGACAUCAGGCCUCGUGGCCAAAAGCAUCGUCGAGCGUCGAGGGAGCGCUGCUGAGUCCACUGGUACGGUCGGAUUUCCGUGUGUGCAAAGCCAGCUAGCAGUCAAACCUGCAACCUCAAAGAGGCGGAGCAGUAAGAGGAAGAAGGUUUCACAGCCUGCCAAUCAGAAGAGCCUGGGCCAAGGUGGUGGGAUUGAGGGCCAGCCGGUUAUGGCUCUGCCGCUCCCUCCAAAGAGGAAGGGCUUUGGGUAUGGCCUCAAAACCAUCAUCACAGACUGUGGCAGGAUGUUCAUCCCCCACGGCUCAGAGAUCCUCCCCAGGGACAUUGCAUCACUGGCUGAGAGGCAGAGGGUUGUGACUCUCUCGACUGAGGAAAUGGGGUCUGCUGGAGCGCCAGCCGUGCCUGCCGAAACAGCUGACCAACCGACCCCGAUCACAGUAUCAGCUGACCAACCGACCCCAAACACAGUAUCAGCUGACCAACCGACCCCAAACACAGUGUCAGCUGACCAACCGACCCCAAACAGUGAGACAGCUGACCAACAAGCUCCAUCCAUGCAUCCAGCUGACAGACUGGAGACGGGGUUACCAGUGGUCUCUCCUCCUGCAGAAGACAAUAAUAUGAACAACAGUGAGACCAAAAUAAUUCCCGAUAAAAUUAAUGCAGGUGAAAUUCAAGGGUCCAAAGCCUUAAUAUCGUUCAAGGAACUGAGAACAGUUAUUCAACAUAUAAAAAGAAAAUUGAAAUGUCCAGAUCAGAUGUUGGACAAUUUUGGGGGCAGUUUGGCUGAUGAUGAACCUCAACAGAAGAAGAGCAAGAGCAACAGUCCCGUGGCCAACGAGACGCAGGGCUCUAAAAUCAGCUGUAGAAAGGACGUUUCCCCAAAGGGAGCAAACGUCCCGCAGCUGUGUCCCAAAAUGACAGACAGCCCCGGUUCAGACCCAACACUGUUGGGAAAACCGCAGAGGACAGAUGGACAGGAUGGGGCACAACCAAGGAGAACCUCUCCCAGGAGGCUGGACCUCCCAAAGUCCUCCCUGCCGCCUGAACAAACACUGAAGACCCAAGCUCCGCCCACCACCCCAGCAAAACCAGUGAAGCUCAAGCCAUUCAAAAAACAACUGAGAAGCAGGAUUAUUGACAGCACCACAGAGAAUGACUCAUUGAAUAGCGACAGUCCUGCUUCCCAGUACAGUGCAGCGAUAGGCCAGUCCCAAGAGUUUAAGCCCGAUGGGCACCGGGUGUCCCCGGGUGGGGUAUGCUCAGGUGGGGGGAGCCCUGUUCCCGAGCAGGGUUCCACCAGUGCUGGCCAGCCUGCUGACGCUCUCACCUUGCUAGCUGAUUUGGCCCUCAGUUCCAGUAGUGACAAUUCUCCAACAGACCUCAGCCCGGCCCUGGAGUCAGAUCCCUCGGCAAGAGACGGAAGUCCUGCCAAGCGGCCCCUCCCCCUCAGGUCUCCUGCCCCUGAGGGCCUGGUGGUGAGCGGGGAGCUUAUUUCGAUCAUCUCCUUGGAGCACAAUUACUCAGCGCCCCCCUCCUGUAUGCUGGGUUCGAUGGGUGGGCCCCGACAGCUUUCCCUCCAGAGCGUUGCGGACACCUCGCCCCCAUCUGCCCAACCGGGCCCUCUGGGUCAGGACAACACAGACCAACUGAAUGUAACAAAUCGUUUGCCCGGCAACCCAUCCCCGCAGUGCCCAGCUGCAGAACGGCGGAAGCGGGGUUCAAAAUGGGCCCGGGACAUUGUCCAAGUGGGUGAAACAAUCCGUGUGACGCGACCGUGGAAAGACGAGUACAAGUUUGGUCCCGACAGCAAGUACACCAAUGAACCUGUGGUAAAGGCUGUCAUGCGGGCCUUGCAUGGGCCGUGGGAUUUCGGCAUCGAGGACACUACGGAACAGUCGUGUCUGAUCCUGCACACUUGGAUCGGCCUGUUCUACAGCAGGUCCACCACCAGGUUCUUCCAGACAGAUCUGAACAGGCCCCUUCUGGAGGGCCGCCCCCUCGCUUUGAAGGCCCGAAGGAAGUCGCGGACUAAGGAGGCGACGCCCACCGGGUUGCCCGACUCCGAGGUUCUUCAGGACGCUGCUGAGAUACAGCGCUGUGCUCCGCCUCCUGCUGCUCCUCCACCUCCGGAGGAGGAGGUUUUGGACCUGAGGGAGGCGAGCAAGAAAAUGGCGGAUCCCCCGCAUCCUUUGCCGGCGGUGUUGGAUCUGUCACGGAAACGUUCGGAGGCUUUGGACCUUUCCAAGCACAGCAGUGAGACAUGUCCUCAUGGCAGCAACCAGAGAAUUUUACCAAAAAAUUCUGUGGUCCCUUUACCGCCCCCAACACUGUACAACUGCACCUACAUGUAUGCGGUCCCCUUUCCCUCUGCAUACUCCCAGUUCAUUCGCAAGGAGUACAGAUCAAGCACUGACAACAUGUCAGAUGAUGGAGGCGAACAGAGAGAUGAUGGCAGCAUUUUGCAGGAAGACGAUGGCGAGGAGAACUACGACUCUGGGUUCCAUCAGCCCUUGAGUAAUGAUGAUAUUUACGCUCAGAUGUGUGAGCGCACUGCAAGUUUGCGCAUCAGCAGAGACACAUUAUUCAACGGGACACACAGAGUUGUGAGACAAAUGAGUGAUGGGACCUUGCGUUCUCACUACCCUUUGCAGUCACUUGACAUAGAAGUGAACAGGAGGACCAAGAGGACUAAAGAAGGCUCUCCCUGCAUACAGCCAUGCAGGCUUUCCAAGGUCUGCUGCACAGCAGCUGAAACACUUCAGCCAAUCAACAUCUGCCACACAACAGCUGAAGUGCUACAGCCAAUAGGUGCCUCCGACCAUGAAUCCGAAGGAACUGUUGUUACAGACGGGGGUGAUGGGAGUGAUUUCAAUAAAGGGAAGGAACUCACAGCAGUGCAUAAUGGGAGUGAUUUCAGUAGAGCAGAAGCAUGCACAGCAGUGCAUGAUGGGAUGGAUUUCAGCAAAGAGGAGGCAUGCACAGCAGUGCAUGAUGGGAGUGAUUUCAGCAAAGGAAAGGAAAACACAGCAGUGCAUGAUGGGAGUGAUUUCAGUAAAGAGGAUGCAUGCACAGCAGUUCAUGAUGGGAGUGAUUUCAGUAAAGAGGAUGCAUGCACAGCAGUGCAUGAUGGGAGUGAUUUCAGUAAAGAGAAGGCAUGCACAGCAGUGCAUGAUGGGAGUGAUUUCAGUAAAGAGGAUACAUGCACAGCAGUGCAUGAUGAGAGUGAUUUCAGUAGAGCAGAGGCAUGUGCAGAAGUGCAUGAUGGGAAUGAUGUCAGUAAAGAGGAUACAUGCACAGCAGUGCAUGAUGGGAGUGAUUUCAGUAGAGCAGAGGCAUGUGCAGAAGUGCAUGAUGGGAGUGAUGUCAGUAAAGAGGAUACAUGCACAGAAGCACAUGAUGGGAGUAAUUUCAGUAUGGAUGAAGAAUUCACAGCAGCGCAUGAUGGAAAUGACAUCAUUGAAGGGGAGGAGCACAAAGUAGUCUGUGAUUUAAUUGAAAUGCAUGAUGGAAGCAAUGGCAGUGGGGAAGAGAUGCCUACAGCAGUAUUUGAUGACAGGAGAGAUUCAGUUACUGAGUUGCAAACAGCACUUUCUAAUGGGGAUAAGUCCGGCAACGUCAUUGACGUGGGGGAAAGCGCCAGUGAAAAUCGAAGUCCUACCCCUACGCUCGACGAAUUGCCUUACGAGCUCAACCUCUGUCUAAGUGACAGCCAAAGUGGGACUCCUGUGUAUGACUGCUUAAAGAGGGAAGCACGUGGGAGUAGAAGUGAUACGCCAACGCAGGAUGAGUUACCUGGCGAGCAUGGAUCUUACAGGUACGACCACUUCUCUGUGCCGACAGGAGAUCUGUUGAGCAGCAGGGUUGAUCCUGUUGGCUCAAACAGCGAGGCUGAUUCCUCCGCUUACCUGCCUCAAAGUGCUAAUAUACCUUGUCCCAGCAGCAUGCGCAUGAGCCCACCAAGAGCACCGUCCUCUCUGGAUAAGCCAUUUUCCUGCAGCAGCCCUGUUUCACCCCAGGUUUCAGAGGAGAGUCGGGAGCCCCAGCCUCUCUCUGAAGACACACCCAACCUCAACAGUAGCACAUCCUCUGAAGAAGUUUCAGUCUGCUCAGAACCCAAGUCCAUUAAGGCCACGCAAUUCUUCAGGCCUCACAGCUGUGAAGAACUAUGCACAGCUAACGAAGAAGGCAUUACCAUAUCGAAAGAGACAGAUCUUCCUCAGAGUUUGGACUCGCCGCGCAGGAAUCGCGAAGCUGUUAGCCAAAGCGAACCUACGGCAGGUAGCCAGAGCCCCACACGCAGUGAGCUCAGCCUUGGUCUCAGCUGCAGCCAGGUGUCCGAAGCCAACCCUCAGCAUGAUUCUAUUCUUCCAUCGAAGGAUGACUCAGCAAUUUGUGACAUUGAGCCAGCCGAUAAUGGCAGCGAAGUCAUGACUGCUGAGGAUGAUCACGGUAGCGAUCCACUACGGUCUUUCGACGCUGUCCUCCCACCCAGUCCUUACAGUAGGAUUAGCCCUGCAGAGAUCUCUCCGUCCCGUGCAGCCAGUGACGGCACCUCUUCAGAGGGCCCUAAAGCCCUUGAGGACUUCCAGCAGAGUCCCCAAAGCACGUCAUCAGACAGCAAAGAUGUAAACUUACUAAACAGUAGCUUAGAAGUGGUUCCAAAUGGUAAGCUCCAUCUUUUGAAGCAGAACUCUGACUAUGAACCAUGUCACUCAGUAACCAGUUCCCAAAGUAAGUUACAGGCUGAUUGUUCGCAUCAGCCACACCAACCUUUUUCAGAUGGGAAGGAUAUACCUGCAGAUGAGUUACUCGACCAUUCCAAACCCAUCUGCCAGACCAAGCGCAGUGACUCUCCACCUGGCUCUGGUUCCGACAGCGCUUGUCCCUCAAUGGUAGGCUCAGUUUACAGCGAACAUGAGAUUACGGGCACCUCUGCUCCCGUAGGAAGCUCACAGCACGUUGAUCGAAGUUACAAAAAAAGCAUCAGUCCUGCGUCUUGCAGGUCCCACACGCCUGCCGAGCGGCUGGGCGAAUCCGGCAGGGCUUGCGGAAGCCAGGAGCGCCAAGGAGGAAGUGACGCCAGCCUGGCAACGGACAGAGGGAAAACGAGAAGCCCUGUAAGUAUGGAGGAGUCCUCUGAUCCUGCUGCUCAACACACGGCAACAGAGGGCUUCAGUGAAAGCUAUGCCCUGAAAGAGGAAAAAGACGAGGAAGGGUAUAAUAUGAUGGGGGACAGAGAGAGUGUGAGCUCUGGAGACUUCUCUGAUGCUGUUACAGGAGAGGAUGCGGGAGGAAGUCCCGUUGGUGAGGAUUCUUCUGACGAAGAGGAAAUUGAUGAAGCGUUGGACUACAGCAAGGCUGGCCCACUUAGCCUCUGCUCUGCUCGGAGUGAAGGGACACGCCGGAGCUGGGCCUCGUGUUCAGCUCCCCACAAGGUAAAGGACACUGCAGAAAGGGAACGGUCUUCUUAUUGUAGAGGUGGGAGAAAAAGUGCCAGUCAAGAUUGUGUGCCGAUGGAAGAGGAGGAGGAGGGUGAAAGCUCAGUUGUCAGACCAUCCAUCUUCACUGUGUUGGAUUGCCAAGGAAACCGAAGGACUUACGAAAACUACCCCAUCACCAAAACGGUGUGGAACGAGCCCGUCGGGGCUGCUCAGAACAGCGGCGCGGGGAGCAGUCACCUGCUCGGCUUCCUGCAGAAAUGGGUGGAGCCUCAACACGCGCAGCCCGACCUCACCCAGUCCUCCCUGGACCUGCAGUACCUCAUGUUCUCCGAAAAAAUGAACCAGAUUCUCAAGAAGCACCAGCCGGAUGCCGAACGCCGCGGUUCCGCACACCGCUACCCGUGGCGGCAGCGCUCCUCGGCCGACGUGGACAGCGCCCCCUGUGGCAGCCCUGCGACAUUGCAGUUUCCCGGCCCUCGGGACUGCAUCUCAGAGGAGCCCACCAGCAAGCGGAGAUUAAAGAGGGAUAAGCGUGAACGCGUGGGGCUUCAAGCUCCCGAAGCCAGCCCUAGCUGCUACCCUAUAGAUAGUGAAUCGCCCCAGUGUCUCAGGAGGCUGACUCAUUUCAAUAGCUUUCCCGAGUCCUGUCCUGCGGUCUCGAACAUCGCCGUCGAGUGCGCCCAGUCGUACCGGGCCAUGAUGAACGAUGUCUGCUCGGGGAAGCAACCCCAGCAUCGACCCAGCAGGCUCCAGAGGGAAGGGACCACACAGCCGCACAGAAAGGACUCCUGUAAGCAGAUAAAGGAAGUCUGUGCCAUCAGCCCACACCGAAACCUCAACGCUGCCAACAGGCUGUCCUACAAAGACAAGUUCAGGUUCUACAUCUUGGUGACAUCUACAGACGCCUUCUUUGAACAGACAAGGGAGCUGUUAGAGGCGGAGGGUCACGAGAGUGUGGAGCCCGAUCAGUUUGACCUCGAGAGGCGAAGCUCUGCCUCUGCCCUCCUGGUCAUCCUGCGGAACGAAGACAUCGCCGAGCACAUCAGCAGGAUUCCACGCCUGCUGGAGCUGAAGAGGACCCCCGGAGUGCUGUUUGCCGGGGUGGACCGGCCCGAUGACGUCCUCAACCACACGCAUCAGGAGCUGUUCAGAGAGGGGGGGUUCACCGUGUGUGACGCAGACGCGCUGCGCUCCUUCACUUUGGGUGAGCUGCAGAGGCUGGUGGGGCUGCUGGAGGAGCUGAGUGAGAGGAGCCGGUGGAAGUGGCUGCUGCACUACAGAGACGAGCGAGAGCUGAGGGAGGGGGCCAGGUGGAGCUCGGGGGCACGGCGUCUGAAGCAGGUUGUGGACCGUUGCCAGGAGGCGGGGCUUGCGGAGGUCAUGCCGUAUCACGAGUGUGAUGUCAUCUCUCGAGCCCGGCCCGACUACCUGAGCUGCCUCCUUCGUCUGCAGGCUCAGCGCGCCACAGUCCGCUUUCCCGUCUUCAUCACUGACACACCUGAAGUUUCGUUUGAGAAAUGUGGGAUUUUAGCCAUGAACCUCAACACCUUUUCACCCGUUCACCUUUCCCUGAACUCUGCUGCUCCAGUUGAUUUUUAAGAGCACAACCUGUAUUCAACUUCAGCAUAGUUACUUAUACCAUUCACCUUACCGUGCCUUUUGAUUUCCCCUGUUGUAAAAAGCAAGAUUUGUUAAUAUUUAUGUUGAUUAUAUAUUUUAUUCUUUUUACCUGGUUAAUAUCAGGCAGGAAAGGGCAACUGUUUAUUUGGCAUAAUGUUGGUUUUAUCCGGGUGUGUGUACCUGCGGCAGUGCUAAAUUGUACAUGUGUUUUGUUACUGUGAAGGACUUCUCUACAUAGUUUUUUUUCACUAAUGUACAGGGUACCAGGGUAUUUUUAUAAAACAUUACCAAAUCUGAGGUACGGACAAGGGAUCAUAUUGGUAUUGUUCAUUUGGCUACAAGCCAAGUUUCUCCUGCAAUAUAAUGUGUUUCUUGAAAGAGUUCUGUGAUCUAAUUCACACACAUUUUUUAGUUCAGUGUACUGUAAUUUCACAGAUAUUUAUUUUUUACAUCUUACAGAAUUCAUGUUGCUGUAAAUAAUUUGCUAGCCUGCAGUUAGGAAAAAAUGUGCACUUUUGAGCACCAGGAUGUGCUGAUUGGACACUCACCUGUAAGUGGCUGAAAACAUCUGAUUGGAUGGAAUAAUAACCAAUGCGCAGAAACGACUGCACCUGAUUGGACGGGUGCACUUCAUCACCUGAGGAGUCGAUCGUUUGUGCUGCUGCAUGGGUGAUGAUGUUCUCUGUGGGUGUCACGUACUACAUUUUGAAUGCACACCAUGGGGAUUAUUUACACAGCUGUCCACAGGUGUGGGGCCUUCUGUUCCCUGUGGUGUGUACGUCUGAUGCUUCUGACAGGGGAAAUCACUUGUGUGUGUUUUUUCUUUCUCGCUGUGGAUGUGCCCAGGACGCUCAGGUCCUCUGUUUCACUGGCAUGUCGGUGAUAAAUAUAGUACAUGUUCGAAAACUUGGGGA
Molecule: messenger RNA, 10399 nt
Organism: Anguilla anguilla (European eel)
Lineage: Eukaryota; Metazoa; Chordata; Actinopteri; Anguilliformes; Anguillidae
Gene: tasor2
Product: transcription activation suppressor family member 2
Exons: 22
Coding region: 627-9464 (2945 amino acids)
Biological process (GO): negative regulation of gene expression, epigenetic
Cellular component (GO): nucleoplasm
Source: RefSeq, a predicted model, not a curated record